Hippocampus zosterae (dwarf seahorse) is the source of this 2955-nucleotide messenger RNA. Its product is annotated as endothelial PAS domain-containing protein 1-like. Lineage: Eukaryota; Metazoa; Chordata; Actinopteri; Syngnathiformes; Syngnathidae. Bases 844 to 1914 code for a protein of 356 amino acids. Gene Ontology annotation, molecular function: protein dimerization activity; RNA polymerase II transcription regulatory region sequence-specific DNA binding; DNA-binding transcription factor activity, RNA polymerase II-specific. Gene Ontology annotation, biological process: cellular response to hypoxia; regulation of transcription by RNA polymerase II. The record is from RefSeq and is a predicted model, not a curated record. The transcript is spliced from 8 exons.
ACUGCAGUUCCGAUCUCAGCACCGCUGUCUAAUUGAUGACGGACGACCGAGACGGCCGACGCUCAGCGCGAUGAGAGUUGACAAGGAGAGGAGAAGGUAAAUGGACUUUGAUUUUCAAUUGCUUUUUAUAAAUUGCAUUUUAUAAAUUGUCUGUUUGUCCAGACUCGUGAUGAUGAAUUAACGUUUAUAAAAGCAGUCUAGAAUUACUGUUAUGAGAGGAUGAACUUAAUUCAAUGUUUUGGCUCCUAAUCGAGUUCUCAAUUUGAAUAGAACUUGCAUGCGGCUGCCUUUUCUCCCCAAGCGUUGACUUGAGGGGAUUUCGGUCGGGUUCCAAAAAAAUCACCUAAAAAUCAUGAACUCUGUUCAAACUUUACUUACGGAGCCAACCACAGCGUCAUGCAAAGUGCUGUACAUAAGGUCCAACGUUAAACAUAAAAAGAAAUGGAUAAAAUAAAAUAGCUUGGCAAGUGAGAAUAAAAAAAUUCUAAAACAAUUAUUGGAGGGAAUUUUGAACGGUUCCAAAUGGCAAAUAAUAUUGGGGCAAAAUCCUUCGGUUGCAAUGUAAUUGGUGAAUCUUGAACACAACACAUCCCCAGCUAUGAGAGGGUGUGCACACUUUUGCAAUCCCACUUUGUUCAUGUUUACUUGCUCACUGUGAGGGUGGACAAGGUUUUGUAAGAUUGAUACUUGCCGAUAUUUUAGUUAUCUAGACGAGGGGUGUGUUGACUUUCUCUAUCCACCGUAUGCGACUUCAUUUGUUAUUGUAAAGUGUCCUUGGGUGUCUUGAAAGGCGCUUAUAAAUAAAAUGUAUUAUUAUUAUUAUCACACUUCUGGCUGUGCCGCAUGCCAGCUCAUGACACGGCAGCGUUUGUCUCUGGCAGGGCGAUCAGUCGCGAGGCCGCCAGGAAGCGGCGGCGAGUGGAGUCGGAGGUUUUUGCCGAUUUGUGCCGCCUGCUGCCGCUGCGAGCGUCCGUCAGGGGUCACCUGGACAAGCCGUCCGUCAUCCGCCUGGCGCUCUGCUACAUCCGACUCAAAGCGCUGCUGCAAGACGAGAUGCACGUGUCAAAGAUUUUCACGGGAGGACCUGACGUCCGUCUGGAUGUGAAGGACGCCGCGGUGGCCGCAGAGGAGUCGGAGGUCUACCUGACGAUCUUGGAGGGAUUUGUGAUGGUGCUGUCUUCCGAGGGGGACAUGAUGUUUCUGUCUGACAACGUCAGCCGCUACCUCGGCCUCACACAGACCGAGUUGAUGGGCCACAACGUUUUUGAGUUGACUCACCCGUGUGACCACGAAGAAAUCAGAAGUAACCUGCGCCUUUCUGCAGAAGAAGCGUUUUGGAGCGACGCAAAGCGGGACUUUGUGGUGAGGAUUAAAAGCACCCUAACUUUCCAAGGACGAAGCACCAACCUCAAGUCGGCCACGUGGAAGGUGCUGCAGUGCCAGGGUCGCCGAGCGAGAUCCUGCGCCGGUCCCUCCCCGGCCUCAUGCCUGCUGCUCACCUGCCGUCCUCUGCCCGUGUCUCACACGCUCCUCUGCGCUCGCACCUUCAGCAGCCAGCACAGCAUGGACAUGAGGUUCACGCACUGCGACCACACAGUGUCGUCAAUUUUAGGGUACACCCCCCACGAGCUGGUGGGCCGCUCCAUAUACGAGCUUUGUCACACACUGGACACAAUCUGUUUGACCAAAUAUCACAUCAACUUGUACUCCAAGAGCCAGUCGGUCAGCGGUCACUACAGGAUGCUUGUGAGGGGCGGCGGGUACGUGUGGGUGGAGAGCCACAGUGCCGUGGUACCAGCGGCCCGAAGGUCCAAGUUAAGGACCGGGGCCUCGCAGCCCUACUUGAUCCUCUCCGUCACCUACGUGCUGAGUGAUGUGGAGGAGCCGUUUCUGCAGCUCUCGCUGGACCAAUGAAUGCGGCAUUGACGCGUGAACUGCAACCGAGGACCUGAUCAAGCCCUUAAAUUGCUCUUUUUUUUCCAUUGGAGCCCGUCAUCAUGGUUUGUAGUUGUUUCGGUUCAACUUGGAACUGAAAAACAUUUUUGAAAAUUCACCCCGAGGAUCCAUGCUCAUGAUAUUUGGUAGGUACAUCAUUUCAGGAUCAUUUUGGACAUUUGUAUAAUUCAAUGUCCAAAAUCAGUUUUGCUUAGCAACAUGCCAUUUGGUCCACAUAUCUAUCUGGAGUAGACCAACCCAAAAAAAAAACAUCUCAAAAAGCCAUAUCUGAAAAGACAUAGGAAGUGUGACAUUUUGCCGUUUUUGGAUCAUUGGAGAUAUUUGUAAAAUUCAGCCCCUGAAACCAGGUCUACUUGGUCACAUAUCUAUCUCAAAGUACACCCACCAAAAAUUUGAAUUUGCCACUUGAGACUCAAUUUAGGCAUUUUCACCCAAAAGCCAAGACUGAUUGUUGAUGGUUUUGGUUGCGGUCGGCAGGCAGGCAGUCAUCUGGCCGCAGUGCGCGAGACUGUGGAAAGUGACCCGUUUGACUUUUUUUUGACCCCUCUCCUCGCUUCCUUUGGGGUUUCCUCCUGGGUCACCUGACACGCGGGCUGAUACCGAAGGCGUCAGACGGUGGCCGCGCACGCGCACACACGUUGGGAGUGUGUCAACUUGUGUCGAUGGGGAGAUGUGAGCAGACGCGAGGCCAAGCCGCAACUUCCUGCAUAGUCGCUCAGUAGGAGAGUUCUCGUGGGAACCGUUUCAACUUUUUACCCCUCGGCCCUCCUGCGCACUUGCUCGCAGUUUCGAUACAACUGACUUUACCGCAAUGACCAGAGAAUACCUUCUCGGUUCCGGGGUCGAUGGCUGACUAACAUGACGCCUUACACGUGUUUUGAGAAAACCCAGCCCGGAAUCGAACCCCACAUCUCUCAACUGCCAGACAAAUAUGCUGACCGCUGAACUACCGCGCGGCGAUUAUUCAAAGGCAUUCAAAUACAUCGGACUACAGUGUAA